Molecule: messenger RNA, 256 nt
Organism: Aspergillus tanneri
Lineage: Eukaryota; Fungi; Ascomycota; Eurotiomycetes; Eurotiales; Aspergillaceae
Exons: 2
Source: RefSeq, a predicted model, not a curated record
AUGCCGAACGGAGCCCGUCCCGACACCACCAACACCGGCUCCCGUCCCAUCGUCCGCCAACAGGAGUUCCCGAGCCGUCCCGAUACCACCCACCCCGGGUCCCAUCGUCGGUCGAUAAUGUUUUCGAUCCGGAUCGUUGAUUCGGUAACAUUUUCGCCCCGGUUUCCGAUUAUCUCUUAUAACUCCGGUUACCGACCACUCAGCACUGCAACCCGAUCGCGACUGCGCCCAACCAUUCCGGCCCAUGCCAUGGAGA